Molecule: messenger RNA, 948 nt
Organism: Thlaspi arvense
Lineage: Eukaryota; Viridiplantae; Streptophyta; Magnoliopsida; Brassicales; Brassicaceae
Source: the annotation of a GenBank genome assembly
AUGUCUACCGGUGAGGGAGGCCACAUGGCGGUGGCCGAUAGAGGCACCAGAAAGAGGAGAGUCGGCGCAAAGAACGGUGGAAAGUCGAAGAGUAAGAAGUUCAAGACAACGCCUUCUUCCUCUGACAGGUUUAAGGUUACCACGAAGAACAAAAAGCUCUUUCAGAAGAGAGCGCGAGACUACAAUUCCGACGACGACGAAGAGGAUGAGCCGAAGAAGGCACCGGAGGUAACCAAUUUUGAGAAGAUAUUCACUGAUGCUAACAUGGGGCCGAACUACGAUGUAAUCGAAGACGAAGAAGGCUCGGACCAGGAUGAUCAUUCCGAUGGGGAAGACCAUGGAGAGAUUGAAUCUGGAAUCACCAGGUUUUCCACUGAUGAUGGAUGCAACGCCUUCAAAACCGCUUUCAGGGCUAUCAUGAAGAAGACCAAAGGAGAUGAUACUUUGGGUCCAGUGUUAUCAGCACAUAAGCAUCUUAUUGGUCAGAAGCUAGCUGAAGAAGAAGCUGAAAAGAAGGCCAAGGGUCAAGCCAGAAAGGCUAAACAUGUGGUUGCUGAGAAAGGACAUGUUAAACCUGCAAGCUAUUUGGAUUCCCAUGAAAAGAUUCUUAUAGGCGUUGCCACUAAAGGAGUGGUCAAGCUUUUUAAUGCUGUAAACAAGGCUCAACAUGCUCAGAAGGGUUUGAAUGCUUCAAGGUCGAAAGACGCCAAAGUGUUAAAGAAGCGAAGAAAAGAAGCAUUCUUCUCGGAGUUAGGGAAAUCGAAGACAGAUUAUAAGGCUCAAAAAUCUUCAAAUUCCCAUGAAGAUGAAGCUCCUCCUGCUUGGGCUCCUCUUCGUGAUAAUUACAUGUUAGCAAACCCAAAGCUGAAGGACUGGGACAAAAAACAGGAAACUGGCGAGGGAGAUGAUUUUGCUGCUUUAUCAGGAGAUGAAAGUUAUGAAGACUGA